This is a messenger RNA of Hypomesus transpacificus, 1180 nucleotides long. RefSeq names its product forkhead box B1a (gene foxb1a). The transcript has a single exon. Gene Ontology annotation, biological process: cell differentiation; anatomical structure morphogenesis; regulation of transcription by RNA polymerase II. Gene Ontology annotation, molecular function: DNA-binding transcription factor activity, RNA polymerase II-specific; RNA polymerase II cis-regulatory region sequence-specific DNA binding. Bases 1 to 942 code for a protein of 313 amino acids. Lineage: Eukaryota; Metazoa; Chordata; Actinopteri; Osmeriformes; Osmeridae. The record is from RefSeq and is a predicted model, not a curated record.
AUGCCACGUCCAGGGAGAAACACCUACAGUGACCAGAAGCCACCUUACUCAUACAUCUCUCUCACUGCCAUGGCUAUACAGAGCUGCCCGGAGAAGAUGCUUCCUCUCAGCGAAAUAUACAAGUUCAUCAUGGACAGAUUUCCCUAUUACAGAGAAAACACACAACGAUGGCAAAAUUCAUUGCGACACAAUCUUUCUUUCAACGAUUGUUUCAUCAAAAUCCCACGUCGACCAGACCAACCGGGUAAGGGAAGUUUUUGGGCUCUUCAUCCCAGUUGCGGCGACAUGUUUGAGAAUGGAAGUUUCUUGAGACGCCGCAAACGUUUCAAGGUAAUGAUGAUGGCAUCAGAUCAUUUGGCAGCUAGUAAGCAAUCAGAUGCUGCUCAUUAUCUUCAACAGCAAGCUAAACUGAGACUCAGUGCGUUAGCUGCCACGGGCACACAUCUUCCACAAAUGUCCAGCUAUAACAUAGGAGUCUCACAACCAUCAACUUUUAAGCACCCGUUUGCUAUUGAGAACAUCAUUGCCAGAGAGUACAAGGUGCCAGGCAGUCUUGCAUUUUCUACCAUGCAGACCAUGUCAGCUGGGUAUCCUCUCCACAAUCAGUUGACUACAGCGUGGCCCCAUAUGUACAAUCCCGGCGUGAUAGACACAGCCUCUCCUAUUUCCAUGGCGAGUGAUUACAGUGCUUAUGGCGUCCCAAUAAAGUCCCUCUGUCACGGAGGACAGACUUUACCAGCGAUUCCUGUGCCAUUAAAACCUACACCGACCUCAGUGUCUGGUUUCUCUGCGCUUCCUGCGCACAUCCCCGCAUUCUUAUCAAACUCUCCGCAGUCUCUAAGCCCGACCUCACCUCAGACAGCGACGAGCCAAAGCAGCCCAUCUACGCCCAGUGACACCCUCACAAACCCCUCCAGUCUGCAGCCAGUGGCUGUGCACUGACAACCUUCACGGUUUUUCGAUUUUUUAAGCUAAUGAACUCGAUUGCAGGUUCUUGCCAAAUCCAAAGUUUAUUUUCUUGCCACAGACAAACAGAAAAACAUAGUCCAUAGCUACAAUCACGGCAAGCAAAGUCAAUGUUGUAAAUGCAAUUUUGUGUAAUGUUUUGCGUUUAAGGAUAAAUGUCUUAUAACAUGGGUCCAGAUCAGAUAUUGUGAAAUCUUGCUCUUCAAUUGAUAAA